AUGCUCUUCAACAUUCUUGGACUGCUUGUACACGAGAUUACAUUGGACGCACCGGUAAUGAAUGUUGAAUGGGUUGGUGACAUGACGGAAUCUUCGUCACCCGACUUCCUUGCCAUACAAGAUACCCCAGUGCAUCGGCUUUCAGUUGGUCGCGGCAAUAACAUUGGCACUGCAAAGUCUGACUUACUUCGUAAUGGCGCCGACGAAAGGAACAGGGUACCCAUACGCCCAUUUCGGGAUAUUCCCUCCCAGGACAGCAGAAAGAAGAAUCCAAGUGUGCAUAUUCACAGAUCUUCGGGUGCCUCAAGUAGAUCAGCUUUGCGGGUACACAAGGCUCGCGGAAAACCAAGACAGCCGCUGAGAAGACCGCGCGUAGUAGCAGAGACCUUCCAAUCACCUCCACCAUCACCAAAUUCACCUUCGGGUAGCUCAGACUCAAGAUUGGUUGUGGCAGAUCAUGUUAUUCAAGAACAUGUGAAAUGGCCGCAGGCACCGAGAAUGCAAGGAGCUCCUCAUACACGACAGUCUUACCCGCCACCUACCUCUUCUAGUUCGCCUGAAGGCCCUGAGCUCUCGAGACAAGAAUGGUUCACACCGCGAUCUGCAAGAAGAGCAGAGCACAAGGCCUCGCUGAAAGGGAAAGAAUCCUCAACUAGAAAUUAUGGAGUUUCUCUGCCAGAAUCUGCUCCCUACUAUUCCACGACCGCCGAGCCAGAACGAUCCUCCAACUAUGGUGGUUCUGAAACGUUCUUAUCCAUUUCAGAUUCCUGGCCCAUCAAGAAUACCCAGGGUAUCUAUGGAAACAUUCAGGACAGCAAUAUUGUUCCCAAGGAAUCAGCGAAGAAUGCGCGUCGAAUAUCUGCUGCCAAAGGAGAAGCACCAUUUGAAAGGCGCAACGGAAGAACCACAUGGCCAAGCAAGUCGAUGGAACACAAUAGCCCUCAGGGCUAUGUCGAUACCGCUGCGUCCAGGCGUUCCUCUCUCGAUGAACUAUACUUCCGCAGGCCAUCUCAACCCAACAAGAGUUACUCGGAAAACACAGCAGAUCAUGAUGUGAAUCAAGAAUCCUCCUUGGCUACAUACCACGACAUACACCGGUAUCAAUCCACGAUAGCUGAACUAGAGAGAGCAGAUUCACCAAGCAGUAUCUACUCGCGCUCCAUCUCCGGUGUGAGGAGGGUGCUUGACCGAGAGAGCCAAUUGGACGGAGACGGAGACGAGUUUUUUUCCAUGCAUUCUCAAAAUCAAGCUAGCCUCUAUGCUCCAGAUUCGCAAUCACCUACCGGACCAUCACCUCCUUACACACGCUCAUCACGUGUUCAUUCAUAUCGCCGUGAAACUGAGGGAGCGACAAUGCAGGCACGAGGUCGAUAUGGAAAGCGGGCGGCUACAGCCAACCAGGCCGACAAUUCCGCGAGUGAAAUAGCAAGAUUAAAAGAAGACCAGACGGCAUUGCGACACGACAUGGCCGCUCUGCGAAGAGAGUUUCAAGCACUGAAAGCCGUGUUGCUCAAGUCAAAAGUCUGA
Messenger RNA from Exserohilum turcica Et28A, 1527 nucleotides. RefSeq lists its product as uncharacterized. The record is from RefSeq and is a predicted model, not a curated record. The transcript has a single exon. Lineage: Eukaryota; Fungi; Ascomycota; Dothideomycetes; Pleosporales; Pleosporaceae. Bases 1 to 1527 code for a protein of 508 amino acids.